AUGAAAUACGCAACGAUUCUAGUAUUUGGGCUUCUUCUGAGUGUCAUCCUGCUCACCGAAAAGAAGCAACAGGAGAAAAAGCAAAAGCAGAAAAAACUGGAACUGAAAAAGGCGGAACUCUGCACAGAAGCCAAGUGCAAGCUUCCCGAUUGCCGCUGUUCAGGAGUCGUACUGCCAAAACAAAAGUUUAAGGGCAAGGAACAGGAGAUACCACAGAUUGUGACGGUGACCUUUGAUGAUGCGGUCAAUGCCGUCAACUAUGCUCAAUACGAGCUACUUUUCGAAGGUCUUGUCAACCCGGACAACUGCUCCGCAGCUGCAACUUUCUUCCUAUCGCACGAAUACACCGACUAUGUGCGUGUGAAUGCGCUGUACAAUGAAGGUCACGAGAUCGCUUUGCACUCCGUAACCCACGGUGAUGGUACAGAUUACUGGCGUGAGGCUAAUGUUUCGACUAUCGAGCAAGAGUUUGGCGAUCAGCUGACAAUACUUGAAGCCUUUGCCAAGGUCGAUCCGAAGAGCGUGCACGGCAUGCGAUUGCCUUUCCUGCAAAUUUCGGGCAACAAUACCUUCCAAGCAGCAAAGAAUCUGGGCUUGACCUACGACAGCUCCUGGCCCACGCAGCAGCACACGAACCCUCCCAUGUGGCCCUAUACUUUGGAUUAUUUGUCGUCUCAGGACUGUCAAAUCGGACCCUGUCCCACCGCAUCCUUUCCCGGAAUGUGGGUCGAUCCCAUGGUUACAUGGACCGAUACUGAAGGCUACAAGUGUUCCAUGUUCGAUGCUUGUGUCUAUCCACCCGAGGACAAUGUUGAUGUGUUAUUUGAGUGGAUGCUGGAGAAUUUCAACCGCCAUUAUAAAGGAAAUCGUGCACCUUUCGGAAUAUAUCUGCAUGCCGCUUGGUUUGCCCGCGGCGCUAAUCACUUUGCAGCUCUCAAGAAAUUCCUUAACCACUUGACCACAAUGCCAGAUGUCUACCUGACGUCAAUCUCACGCAUGUUGGAGUACGUUAGAAAUCCGUCCUUGGGCAAGCCAUUUAAAUCAUGUGAGGAAAAGCCUAAGUCUACCUGCGAGCCAUUCAGCUGCAAUGUCCAGAAACUCUCCACGGGCGAGGAGCGCUACAUGAGCGUAUGCGACAAGUGUCCUGAAGUCUACCCUUGGCUGGGCAACCCAUUGGGCAAGCAUCAGUGA
Scaptodrosophila lebanonensis is the source of this 1191-nucleotide messenger RNA. RefSeq lists its product as uncharacterized. The coding region runs from base 1 to 1191 and encodes 396 amino acids. The record is from RefSeq and is a predicted model, not a curated record. Lineage: Eukaryota; Metazoa; Arthropoda; Insecta; Diptera; Drosophilidae. The transcript has 4 exons. Gene Ontology annotation, biological process: carbohydrate metabolic process. Gene Ontology annotation, molecular function: hydrolase activity, acting on carbon-nitrogen (but not peptide) bonds.